This is a messenger RNA of Botrytis cinerea B05.10, 1509 nucleotides long. It is a transcript of the gene Bcccp2, whose product is annotated as Bcccp2. NCBI's taxonomy places the organism in Eukaryota, Fungi, Ascomycota, Leotiomycetes, Helotiales, Sclerotiniaceae. The transcript has 2 exons. Gene Ontology annotation, biological process: hydrogen peroxide catabolic process; cellular response to oxidative stress; response to reactive oxygen species. Bases 363 to 1340 code for a protein of 325 amino acids. Gene Ontology annotation, molecular function: peroxidase activity; heme binding. The record is from RefSeq and is a predicted model, not a curated record.
GGCGUAUCGCGAAAAUGAAAUUUAACAUCACUCCCUUAUCACUGUCAUUAAAACUCCAUGAUUCAUCGAGUUGACCCACAAUCUUUGUAUCAUUCUGCCCCGGUUUUUCACAAGACAAUCGCGCGGUAAAGGAAUUAGCAUAUGAAUGGGGGAUUCGAGGUAGGUAUUGCCGCGAGCCUCGGUAUGGCGUCUCUUUGGUCUGAACUCUUUUCCCUAACUUUUCCUCGUGUUUCCCCUUUACUUAACUUUUGGCUUCCUCUAUAUUGUCGGUGGCAAUUUACUCUAGAUUUCUUUUUGUUCGUUCACUUUCACAUUUCAUAGAUAUUCCAUUUCGGGAGUUGUUCAAAGAUACAGCAGUUACUAUGAGUAAGAAAGGGGAUUUUGCCGCCGUCCGAAAGGAUAUUGUUGGCCUUUUACACCAACCGGAAUAUGAUGAUGGCAGUGCUGGACCAGUUCUUGUGCGCUUAGCAUGGCAUUCGGCCGGAACAUACGAUUCUGAGACAGACACUGGUGGAUCCAAUGGAGCUGGCAUGCGAUACGAGAGUGAAGGAGGAGAUCCAGCAAAUGCUGGUCUACAACACGCGCGAGUCUUCCUCGAACCAGUCAAAGCAAAGCACCCCUGGAUAACAUAUGCGGAUCUAUGGACAUUAGCAGGAGUCGUGGCGAUUAAAGAGAUGGGUGGACCAGAUAUCCCAUGGCAAGGUGGACGAACAGAUUACGUUGAUGAUUCGAAAUUGCCCCCGCGAGGACGUCUACCAGAUGCAGCACAAGGUUCCGAUCAUCUUCGAUGGAUUUUCUACCGCAUGGGAUUUGAUGAUCAGGAAAUCGUUGCGUUGAGUGGAGCUCAUAAUCUGGGACGAUGCCACAGCGAUCGAUCUGGUUUCGAAGGAGCUUGGGUUAAUAAUCCCACGAGAUUCUCGAAUCAAUAUUACAGACUUUUGCUUUCCCUUCAGUGGCGCAAGAAGAAGUUGCCAAAUGGAAUCGAACAAUUUGUCAACUAUGACGAGGAUACCGAGACGGAAUUGAUGAUGCUUCCAACGGAUUUGGCUCUGACGCAAGAUAAGGAGUUCAAGCGAUGGGUCGGAAAAUAUGCAGAUGAUAAGGAGAAGUUCUUUGAAGAUUUCAGUAAAGUCUUUUCGAAGCUGAUCGAGUUGGGUAUUCGAAGAGAUAGCAAGGGUAAUAUUACAAAUUUGGAUAAUGAAAAGGGCGGAUAUCAUUCAGCGCCAAAGAAGAAGGAUACUCCUGGUAGUCCAGCGAAGAACACAGAUGAUAAGAAAGUGAAUGUUAGCGAGGCGGCUCCAUUGCAGGAGGAGAACAAGAAGUUCAACUCGAAGUUGUAGAAGUUGGUUUUUGGGUUAGAUGUAUGGAUGCCUGGUCUUUUUCCUUUUCGCAACUAUAGACGUAUAGAGACAACUAGAGAGGGCGAAGAUUUUAGACUAUAGAAAAGAUAAACUAGAUCUAGACAUAGAAAGAAUUAAUAGAUAGUGCACAACUAGUCGACGCUAUACA